AUGCAGGUUAUUCCUCAAGGGACCAGCCUUGUGAUAGCGGAAUCUCACCCCAUGCACCUCCAUGGUUUCGACUUUUUCGUGGUCCGACGUGGGCUUGGGAACUCCAACUCGUCACUGGCUUCGACGUUUAAUCUCUUGGAUCCUCCUGGGCACUGCUUGAUGGGUGAGAUUCUUACUCAUCCCGGAGCAUCCUCUAUACUACAGUUCACUUUUGUUGCUUGCAGUGAGGACGCACCGUCAAUGUCGAUUUAUUCAAAUCGAUACACUUGCUUCGAGGGCUUGUGGAACAAAGUCGAAAAUGCGGCUCUUCUUAUUUGUGUUCUUUGUGUGUUGCUGCAAAGGAGAUGUUUCCAGCUCGUUGAAGGAAUGCCGGAAGUUCUCAGUGUUCAUCCCAACAGAGUUCGUCGGCUCUUUACAACUCGCUCGUGGGAUUUCUUGGGCCUUCCGAUUGACGCAGAGUCAAAAGCAGCAAGUCUGUUGUCCGAGCAUAGAAUUCUGGAUGAGGACUCCAGUGAUGUAAUAAUUGGAGUCCUUGACACAGUUCCGGCGAAAUGGAAGGGCUCUUGCGUCAAUGAUCCGAAAACGAACGCUUCAGUGGUAGUACACUGUAACAGGUACGAGGCAUUUUGCGCGCACUCCACUCCAUCGCUUUCUUUUUCUGAAUUUUGUGUGUAUCAUAUCGCCAGGAAAGUCAUAGGUGCGAAAUACUACAGAGCCGGCCUGUCCCCAAACGCUUCGGUGGCAUACAGCAAUCCUAGAGACUUUGAUGGCCAUGGAACGGGCACAGCUUCCAUUGGGGCUGGUAUGGCAGUGGCCAACGCGAGCAUGGAAGGACUAGCUUCAGGAACUGCUAGAGGUGGUCUUCGCAGUGCCAGGAUCUCUGCGUACAAGGUGUGCUGGACUUUCCAGUGCUACGAUAUCGACAUUGUAGCGGCUCUAGACGACGCAAUUCACGAUGGAGUAGACGUGAUAUCGCUCUCGCUUGGCGACGUACCUCUGCCGUAUAACGUCGACAUUAUCGCGAUUGGUGCCUUCCAUGCAUUGGAGAAAGGCAUCUUAGUCUCGUGUGCUUGUGGAAACUCUGGGCCGAUCAAAGGAACAGUGACCAACAUAGCUCCUUGGAUACUUACUGUUGGUGCCAGCUCCAUCGAUCGAGAGAUCACGCCGUGA
Selaginella moellendorffii is the source of this 1170-nucleotide messenger RNA. Its product is annotated as subtilisin-like protease SBT5.3. Gene Ontology annotation, biological process: proteolysis. Bases 1 to 1170 code for a protein of 389 amino acids. The record is from RefSeq and is a predicted model, not a curated record. The transcript is spliced from 4 exons. Gene Ontology annotation, molecular function: copper ion binding; oxidoreductase activity; serine-type endopeptidase activity. Lineage: Eukaryota; Viridiplantae; Streptophyta; Lycopodiopsida; Selaginellales; Selaginellaceae.